This is a messenger RNA of Morchella sextelata, 1608 nucleotides long. RefSeq lists its product as uncharacterized. The transcript has a single exon. The coding region runs from base 1 to 1608 and encodes 535 amino acids. Lineage: Eukaryota; Fungi; Ascomycota; Pezizomycetes; Pezizales; Morchellaceae. Gene Ontology annotation, biological process: protein phosphorylation. Gene Ontology annotation, molecular function: protein kinase activity; ATP binding. The record is from RefSeq and is a predicted model, not a curated record.
AUGGGCACCAUAAUCCCCAUAAACCUCCCCCCCAUAGAGGUCGAAUACCCCACAAACGGCCAAUGGACAAUCUACGGCCGCAGCGGGCCCAACAUCUACGCCCAGCCCCACUUCAUCACAUAUCCCCUCUUCGUGUCCAUAUUCAUACAGGGCGACAUCCUCGUUCACAUUGGAAUCGACGCCAUCCCAGACGGCUUCAUCCGCAACUCCCUCCACACCAAAUCCAAAUACUACCGGCGGCUCCUCAAGCUGCUCACAAACAUCUCACAGGAUAAGGACUACCCGUUCGAGCAGGAAUACAGAACUAUCCCCUUCAACGACUCCCACAUCGGCAUCCGGUGGUCGAGGGAGGAGGACGGCAAUGGUAAGGGCGUGGAGUCUGAUAUAUACUGGGGGUCCAAAUUCGAGGACAGCACCCGCUCUGUAGUGGUUUUGAGGAACCUGUGGGGGUUUGGCAGGGAGGACUGCAGGAAGGAGCUGGAGACGGGAAUUGGCAUGCCGGCUGUGAUACCGUUGACGAAGCUCCAGGUCAGGGCGUGGCUCCAUGAUACCGUUGUUCUGGUGUCGAUAAAUGGGCAUGACGAUAGCACGCUGUAUGCGUUCAAGACGAACCAGUCCCCGCAGGGUUUGUAUCAGGAGCUGCAUACGCUCCUCAGUAUGCCGCCACACCCAAAUAUCCUUGAGCGCCCUUGUUACCUUAUCACUAAGCAGACAGCACACUCAGUCCAGCAUCCGCUGGAUCCAGCGUCAUUGUACUGUCUUGAGCCUACAGAGCCUGUGAUUGGCUUUCUAACACCAUAUUACUCGGGGGGCAGCCUGAAGAACUAUGUCAAAAACUACGAGAUCACGCUGAAGCAGAAGGCUAGGUGGGCGCUGCAGCUAACGUCUGCCCUGCUGCAUAUAUAUGAGUACAGUGGUGGCAGCGACGGGAAAUGUGGCAGAUACAGCGCACUCAAAAUGGACAACAUUGUUCUGGACGCCGCGGGGAAUCUGAGGCUGAUUGACUUUGAGUUGGCGGGGACGUGGGUCCAAUACACGCCUAUCGAGGUCAUGAUGGUCCGGGGAAAAGGGAGGAUUUCACGAUUCAUGAGUGGGUCAAGCGACUCUGGGACAACCCCAGGGCUGGGCGAGAAGUGCAGAGUGUGUAGCCCGCACCCGUGCUCUGUCGCUAAAGACAUGACGGGGCAAGAGAGGCACGCAGCUCAUCAAAAGGUGCUCGACUAUAAGCUCUCGCGGACAAGCAUAAUCAGCCCGUCAAAGCCGAACUCAGACGCCCAGUACACAGGGCCGUCAGACCACAAGAAGAUCCCGUUCUGGGGAGACGCUUCGGACGCGGAGUGUAGUGCGGCAAUGGCCUGGAUGCUGGGCUGCUGCCUGUGGUGCAUCUUUGAGGAUGUGCCGUGCCUGUCGGGCAUGGGAAAUGACUGGUUCCCCGUUGGGAAUACGUUGUGGAAGAAGGCGAGGCAGAGUGUUCCGGUGGCGGUGCUGAAGAUUGUGAGGAAGGCGUUGCAGACAAAGGCGGAUAGACCGACUUUGCGUGAGAUAUAUGAGGUGAUGAAGAGUUGGGAGGGCGCGCUGAUUCUGAAACAGGUUGAGAAUGAAGAAUAA